UCUGUCACGCUGCCCAUAACAAGAGCACGAGCUGCCGCCGCCGCCACUACCGUGAACACCCCAUACGACGUCGCAGGAAACAACACCGUUCAUUUUGAUCGGAUCGGAAACAUCGAAAUCAAAGUAAUGGCUGAGUAUGACCUAACACCGCGUAUGGCGCCGAACAUGGACAGGCACCUUGUGUUCCCUCUUUUGGAGUUUCUGCAGGAGCGACAGCUAUACGACGAUGACCACAUUCUGAAGGCCAAGAUUGAGCUCCUCAACAACACCAACAUGGUGGACUAUGCUAUGGACAUCCACAAAAGCCUCUACCACACCGAAGACGUUCCUCAACAAAUGAUGGAAAGGAGGGCCGAAGUCGUCGCCAAUCUCAAAUCCCUUGAGGACGCCGCCGCGCCACUCGUCUCCUUCCUUCAAAACCCCGCUGCCGUUCAGGAACUCCGGGCUGACAAGCAGUAUAAUCUUCAGAUGCUUAAUGAUAGAUACCAGAUUGGUCCUGCACAAAUAGAGGCAUUAUACCAAUAUGCCAAAUUUCAAUUUGAGUGUGGAAACUACUCUGGUGCUGCUGAUUAUCUUUAUCAGUACAGAGCUUUAUGCACAAACAGUGAACGGAGUCUAAGUGCACUGUGGGGAAAGCUGGCAGCUGAAAUAUUGAUGCAAAACUGGGACAUUGCUCUUGAAGAGCUCAAUCGUUUGAAGGAAAUCAUUGACUCAAAGAAUUUUUCCUCACCCUUGAAUCAGGUGCAAAGCAGAAUAUGGUUGAUGCAUUGGAGUUUGUUCAUCUUUUUCAACCAUGACAAUGGAAGAACACUGAUAAUUGAUCUAUUUAAUCAGGACAAGUAUCUAAAUGCAAUCCAAACUAGUGCUCCACACCUUCUACGUUACUUGGCCACAGCAUUCAUUGUCAACAAGCGUAGGAGGCCUCAAUUCAAAGAUUUUAUAAAAGUUAUUCAACAAGAGCAGCAUUCAUAUCACGACCCCAUCACUGAGUUUUUGGCUUGUGUUUAUGUAAACUAUGACUUUGAUGGGGCUCAAAAGAAGAUGAGGGAGUGUGAUGAAGUAAUUCUCAAUGAUCCCUUCCUUGGUAAAAGAGUUGAAGAAAGCAACUUUUCAACUGUACCAUUAAGGGAUGAGUUCCUUGAAAAUGCUAGGCUAUUUAUCUUUGAGACAUACUGUAGAAUACACCAACGCAUUGACAUGGGAGUUCUUGCUGAGAAGUUAAAUUUAAAUUAUGAGGAGGCUGAGACAUGGAUUGUAAAUCUCAUCCGUAGCUCAAAGCUUGAUGCUAAAAUUGACUCUCAAACUGGAACCGUUAUCAUGGAACCCAAUCAUCCAAAUGUGUAUGAGCAGCUGAUGGACCAUACCAAGGCCCUUAACGGGCGUACUUACAAGUUGGUCAGUCAACUUCUGGAACAUGCACAAGCUCAGACAGCCCGAUAACUGGCUAGGUAGACUGAUGAGAUUAUUUGUUUUAUCUUUCCAGAUACCUUGAUUUGUUUUUUUGGAUUUAGAAUUACGUCAAUUUGAUGGGAUGUAAUCGCUCUCUAGAAGAUGGCUUUUUGGAUAGCUCUCAUAUGUUAAGGUGUUGCCCCAAACGUGUAGGGUUGAUAAUUACCUUUUUGCUUAAUAUGUUUUCCAUAAACUUCAUAAUUUCAGGAAUAUUUGCCCUUUUUAAUCUUUUUAGA
This is a messenger RNA of Gastrolobium bilobum, 1685 nucleotides long. RefSeq names its product eukaryotic translation initiation factor 3 subunit E. Lineage: Eukaryota; Viridiplantae; Streptophyta; Magnoliopsida; Fabales; Fabaceae. Gene Ontology annotation, biological process: translational initiation. The coding region runs from base 127 to 1440 and encodes 437 amino acids. The transcript has 8 exons. Gene Ontology annotation, cellular component: eukaryotic translation initiation factor 3 complex; nucleus; cytoplasm. Gene Ontology annotation, molecular function: translation initiation factor activity. The record is from RefSeq and is a predicted model, not a curated record.